UGAAAAAAAAAAAAAAUUAGUGGAGUGUGCCUAGCGAGAAAAGAGAAAAAUAAAACAACAACCGUGCAGACAGUUAAGGUACUACAAAGUGCAUAUCCACCCCUAGAAUCUGAGCAGAUAAGCAUAAAAAUAAAGCAGACAAAAAAGUGCGAAAAAAAACAAAAAACACAGCGAAGUCCGCAAACGACGAGUGCGUCCGAAAAAAGCAAGCACAUACUGUGUCAAAACUAAUAAAAAGUAAGUUAUCCCCUCGGAGAAAUAGUGCGAAACGUGCAGGUAGAAAAAUUGUGUUUGCUAAACGACAGGUGAGCCCCAAACGAACUGUGGUCAAAAGUCGUCAAUAAGCUGCUAAGCGACGUGACUCUUCUCACCAAAAACAAAAAACCAAAUAAAAACAGAGAAAACCUAAUAAAAAGGCAUCACCGAGUAGGUUUGUACAGUGCGACGCAAACAAACAAUCAACAGUUGCGUGUGGAACAAAUGAGCUAUACGCACAUGUUGUGCUGAAAGUAAAUAAGUAAGUAAGCGGCUUAAAAUUGAAGCCCGGACGACGUGCGUGGAAGUGCGUGCCACAUGCGAGAGAGCAAAGCCAACGAAAACUGAGUGACUGUUGUCGACAGGAAAACGCAAUUAAGCAGAUAGCUUAAACUGGACGGUGACUAAAGUAGAGAGUGUGAAGAGUGAGAGCAAAAUUUAAAGACAGUUUGGUAAACUUAGAAUUCAUUAAAAAUUGUAGCGCGCACUGGGAAAUAUAUGCCGCAAACUGACCACAAGGGCUUUUAUAAGGCUGAAUAGUUCCUCAAAGUAAUGUCAAAAUAUAAUAAAAAAAAAAAUAACUAAGAAGCUUCUGCAGAAUAUCUCACAAGGCACACAACUACAAUCUACGCAAGUGGUCAAGCCUCAAACAAUUUAGAUUGCGGUCGGUGCUAUUAGAAACUUGUACACACAGUUCCUCCAAAGAUUCAACACACAACCGUAAGUCUACACGAACGGACGACGCAAAUCAUAGUAGCUUACUCGACUCACUCCAGACAAUUGCAAGAAUCGCAGACACGCAAACGUAACAGCUAAAGUAGAGUUGCGGGAACAGCGCAUCGAUUAUCGAUUUUGUCUCCACUGACAUAUAACAAGAUUGGCGCGCUCAAAAAGAAGAAGACAACAAGAGCAACAAGAAAAGACUAUAGCAAGCGUAUAUAUACAUAGAUAAAGUAGAAAACAAAAAAAUUUAGUAAUAGAAAAAGGAAACACAACCAGACGACAGCGUAACAGACAAACGGAAGACUGAAGUCUAAAGCUGUGCGAGCCAAGUGAGCAGGCGUGUGCUGUGUAGUGAGCCAUUAUCGGCCACAAACGAACGAACGAACGUUACGACGCAGUUGCCGGUGUUGGUAAUGAAACCCGCGGCAAACUAAGGGCGGCAUACCGACCAACGGCCAACCAACGACCGACCGGGGUUAGCGAGAAGCCAGUGUAGUAGAGCGCCUCGAAACGGGCUCAACCAAACAACAAAUAAACAAAGGAAAAAUAAACAAACAAGCAACUAAAAUAUUAUUGUAAUCGCUUGGAUUACAGUAACAACGACUGAACGCUCGACUGGCGCGCCACACAGCGCUUACGACGGCAAUCGAAGUCUGUGAAAUUGCCAUUUCAACGGCGUAUUUAACUAUCGUACAUUGCCAGCCAAGCACACCGAUGAAAGGAGAAAACAACAUAUAAAAUACAGUGGCGAAAAAAAGUGUGUGUUCGGUGCAGGAAAGUAAUGAAAAAAUAACAAAACCAAAGCAAAAAAAAGCGACUAAACAUAAGAAACCAACUAGCACGAACAGCAAACGGAAACAGCUGAACAUAAAACCCACGAAAAGCCAUUGAAAGCACACAAAGAAAUCAACAGCCAACGAGACGUACAGCGAAUCUAAAGGACAACAAAAAAAAACAGCGGAAACGUACUUUUUGGCGAGGCAUCAAAACGUUCCGGCGAAAAAUUGCGAUUACGUGAAAAACUUCAGCCAACAAACAAGCGCUCCCGCAGGCGAAAGCGCUAGCCGCCAUAAGGCAGCAAUCAACAACUUGUGAAGACAACGGAAAAAGUUGGGAAUAGCCGUUGACGUUGCCAAGAAAUUCACGCGGCGAUAAAACGAAAAGUUGCUUGGUGAAAAUUGAGCAACGCAUCUUCCAGCAUUCCAGUUCCGUUAAGGGGCAGUACGGCCUCAAUAAUAGCUUGGGCAUAGUACGCAGCUUGUAACGUUAACCUCGUAACGCAAACAACUUACUAAGAGACUGUGAGAGAAUGAAGACUUUUGUGUUCAAGCGAAUUGUUGCUUAGACUUAAACAGCAUAUCCGAGACCCAGCAUCCAAAAGCCAAAAACAGAGCCUACGCUUUAAUUGCGUUCCCACAAAAGUCACUUGAACUCCUGACCGACCCUUUCGGCGUCCGACAAGCAAUUCUCGCCUCUCAACAAUUCGUUUCACACCCAGCCAAGUAGUAACGAAAAAUCCCCAAACAUAGCACGUCUAAUAGAUCGUUUACGCCGCCUCAACAAAAAGAAAAUGCUCUGCUCCAUUCUACGUACCUUCGCCUGCGUGCUGAUCAUACAGGGUGGCAUUUACGCAUUGCGUUUGAAUGGCCCUGGUGGCGGCGGCAGCAGUCCUGGUGCGGGCGGUGUCAGUAGCAUAGGCAUUGGUAGUGGCGUUAAUACGCCAACGAAUAUUGGCGUCGGCGUCGGCGGCACGCAACACAAUACCGCCGCGAAUAGCAAUCAAAUGCUCAAUAUACUCUCCGCAACGCAGCACGCGCAACAUUUGCAUGCCGGCGGCAGUGGUAGCAGUAGUAGUGGUGGUGGCGUUGGCAGCGGCAGUCUUGCGCAUACCUUCAGCAAAUCCAUGGUGGGUCAGUUAGAUAGCGCUGGCCGUUUGUCCCAGGAGCUGGCCGAUAUGGCGCAGCUGGAGCGCGAACGGCUUAUGUUGCUCGGUCUGGCGAAACAGACCGCUGCGGCCAACGCGGGCACUGGCCAUCACGGACGUCCCAUCAUCACCGGUCGCAUACAAAUGAGCCCUGUCGAGGAGGUGGAGAGCGAUUAUCCGUCAUUGCUGUUGCAACAGGCCCGCGGUCCUAUGUAUGGUAGUGUCGUGAAACAGCCGUCAGUUAUUGAGGAUGAGUAUAUAGACGAGGAGGGCGAAUACGGCGUGCACACGCGCCCUGAGAAAUAUGAGUAUGGGCACAUCGUGCAACCUUCCGACCGCGAGGAAUACGGCCAGCCGCAGCGUGGUGACGACUUGGAUGUGCUGAUCGAGGCUGAACCAGAGCUGGAUGAAAUGCUCACCGAUUUGGACAGCUACCAGUACUUGGAUGAGUUGUUGCCGCCCGAACAUCGCAGCAUGUGGAGUGAUGACUCGCCAGCUCAUGCCGUUGCCGGCGGCAAUACUAGGCCACAUCACUUGAACGAUGGUUUGCCGCUACUGUUGAAUCCAUACCGCACGCUCGAGGAACUCGAGGAAAGCGCACCGCACACCUUGCAGGAAAUAUUCGAAAAGGAACAGCAUGGUGGUGGCGGUGGCUUGAAAGAGCAGCGCGCGCAGCAAGUGCAGCAGCAGGCACAUGAACAACAACAGCAGCAUCAAAAACAUUAUCCGCCACAGCAGCAACAACACGCAUUUGGCGGCGGGAUUAAGCAUCGCAGUGGCGCCUAUGCUGGUGGUAGCGCCGGCGGUGCUGAAAACUUCAAUACACAUCUGCAGCAGAAGUGGCAACGUAAACGCUCACAGCAACAACAACAACAGCGCCAGUUGCAACAGUGGCAGCGCAAUAUUUUCGGCCAACAGCGGCAGCAGUUGCAUCAUUUUGGCUCGAACACUGAAAGACACAAUAAAUUCGCGUUUGCCAAUUCGGAAGCCACCGCCAGCAAGCAUAUUCAGCCGAACAACAGCAACGAUAACAAAUUGCCAAGCGCUCUCAUCGCAAUGGCACCGCAGCAAAAAAGUUCCUCUUCAACACUGUUGUCCGCCGACAGUGGCGCGACAAUCAAAAGUGAGCAGCAGCAACAAAAAGAACUAAAGCAAACGCCAAUGCAGCAGCAGGUUGGCAAGGAAAACAUUGAUGAUAGCGCUAGCUCAACGACCGCUUUCGCUAAAGCUGCUGCGAAAUUGAAAGCACAACAACAGACACAACAGCAACAGCAACAGCUACAUAAGCAACAGCAAACGCCAUUACAAAAGCAGGAGUCUUUCUUGCAUCCCAAUCAUAAACGUUCCGGCGGCCUGGGCGUCGGCGGCGGUGGUGCGGGCAAUAGUAUGUCCGCAGCUGCUGCUGCGGCGGCGAAUAACGGUUACUCGUCCAUAGCGAGUCAGCUGAUGUUGCGCACAGCGCGAGGGCAGCGGCAGUACGAUGUGCCACAAAUAGAAUGUCCCGCCGCUAUGGAUGGCAUGGAGCGCUUUGCGUGUCCCACACCCGAUCUGCAGGGUCGGUAUCGGUGCAUAGACGAUCAUGUGCUAUGCGAUGGAUUCAUCGAUUGUCCGGAGGGUGAGGAUGAAGAUCGGAGAUCGUGUAUGUUCUACAAAACGGUUAAAGCCCAUCUUGAUGUGUUAGCGGAUGCGUUACUGCGUUGGGCGCGAGGGCGUUAAACAAUAACAACAACCACCACACAUAUUGUACAACAAAAUAACACAACAUAACUCUCGCCUUCCUAUGCAUUAAUGCAAACAAAACAAAAACACACUUACGAAAGCAACACGAAUAUACAGCUAAACAGCAUAAACAAACAUCCAAAGAAAACUCGAAAAAAAAUACACAAUAACGAUCAUCACCACCGCAUAUGAAUAAUUAAAAAACAAUGAUCAAAGAACAGCCCGAAUUUCGUAAAAAAAAAUAAUUAUUCCUGCAAAAAUCAUUCCAAACAAAUGAAUCAGUGCUGAAGUGAACAAAUGAAAAGGUCUGAUGAGCACAUUCACUUACUAACCACACACACAUAGAGACACCUGCAUACAUACAUACACCACAAAUGGCAACCUAAAUGUGAGAACUGAAGAGUAAAGAUGCGAACGAAGAAUCAGUGGGGAAGGGCGCAUGCAGGAAUGGACGUAAAGAACAAAAAAGUAGUAUUGUUUGUAAAAAGCUGUCAUAAGUAUGUAAAAGUAUUUAAAUAAUAGGCAAAUAGCGAAAAAAACUAAUUAAAGAAAACAAACAUUCAAAACCCCAAAAUGAAACUGACCAUACAAGCAUGUAAAUUACAAAAAAAGAUAACAGACAUUCAUUGUGUGUUUAAAAAAAAGUAUGCAAAUAGUACCACAAAAGAGA
This is a messenger RNA of Rhagoletis zephyria (snowberry fruit fly), 5291 nucleotides long. It is a transcript of the gene jeb, whose product is annotated as low-density lipoprotein receptor domain-containing jelly belly protein. Gene Ontology annotation, biological process: positive regulation of MAPK cascade. Lineage: Eukaryota; Metazoa; Arthropoda; Insecta; Diptera; Tephritidae. The record is from RefSeq and is a predicted model, not a curated record. Gene Ontology annotation, cellular component: terminal bouton. Gene Ontology annotation, molecular function: transmembrane receptor protein tyrosine kinase activator activity; protein binding.